Molecule: messenger RNA, 1185 nt
Organism: Dovyalis caffra
Lineage: Eukaryota; Viridiplantae; Streptophyta; Magnoliopsida; Malpighiales; Salicaceae
Source: the annotation of a GenBank genome assembly
AUGGCUGGUUCGAAAUUAGGCCAAUGGCUGUGUCUUAUUGUUUGCGUACUGAUAUUGCUCAAGACAGAAGGAGCUAGCAUUCCCAUUACUAUUGUCCAGAGUGCUGUUUCAAGAGGAGCUGUUUGCUUAGAUGGGAGUCCACCAGGUUACCACUUUGAGAAAGGAUCUGGUUCUGGGAUUGACAACUGGUUGGUUCACAUGGAGGGAGGAGGAUGGUGUGACAGUGUUGAGUCCUGUGUUUCUCGUAGGGACACUUACAAGGGCUCUUCAUUGAAAAUGGAGAAGACAAUGGGGUUCUCUGGCAUACUGGGCAGCAAGCAAGCAGCCAAUCCUGACUUCCAUAACUGGAAUAGAAUCAAGAUCAGAUACUGUGAUGGUUCAUCCUUUACUGGUGAUGUCGAAGCUGUCGAUCCGAAAACUAAGCUUUUCUUCAGGGGAGAAAGGAUUUGGCAAGCCGUCAUUGAUGAUCUAUUAGCGAAAGGAAUGAAAAAUGCUCGAAAUGCUAUUCUUUCUGGAUGUUCUGCUGGUGGAUUGGCUGCUAUUUUGCAUUGUGAUAAAUUCCAAUCCCUCCUGCCUGCAAGUGCUAGAGUAAAAUGCGUUUCUGAUGCUGGUUAUUUUAUUCACGGGACGGACAUUUCCGGAGGGUUGCCAAUUGAAUCCUUCUUUGGCCAAGUCGUUAAAACCCAUGGAUCAGCAAAGAAUUUGCCUGCAUCAUGCACUUCAAAAAUGAGACCGGAUUUGUGUUUCUUCCCACAAUAUGUGGCACAGACUAUGCGAACACCACUUUUUAUCAUAAACUCAGCCUACGAUUCCUGGCAGAUAAAGAACAUCCUUGCGCCAACCGCUGUUGAUUCCAAAAAAGAAUGGAAGAACUGCAAGCUUGAUUUGAAGAAAUGCUCAGCUAGUCAACUCCAAACCGUGCAAGGUUAUAGGACACAAUUUUUAAAAGCAGUGAAUACUGGACUCGGCAACUCUUCAUCAAGAGGAUUGUGGAUAGAUUCUUGCUAUGCUCACUGCCAAUCUGGGUCGGUAUCUACGUGGUUAGCUGACAAAUCUCCAGUUGUGGCCAAUACGAAAAUUGGGAAGGCUGUAGGAGAUUGGUUCUAUGACCGAAGUGCCUUCGAAAAAAUCGAUUGCCCUUACCCUUGCAACCCUACUUGCGUCAGUGGUGAUUCUGAAUCAUAA